CUCCUUCUAGAACUCUACCGUCGAUCUCUCGCCAGUCUUCAACCGCCGCCUCCGCUCGCCAUGGACCCCAACUGCUCCUGUGCCUCAGAUGGAUCCUGCGCCUGCGCCGGCUCUUGCAAAUGCAAAGAAUGCAAAUGCACCUCCUGCAAGAAAAGCUGCUGCUCCUGCUGCCCCGUGGGCUGUGCGAAGUGCUCCCAGGGCUGCAUCUGUAAAGAGGCUUCGGACAAGUGCAGCUGCUGCCCCUGAAGUGAGGGGCAGGGGGAGGGGGCAUCUCCAUACCUGUGUAAAUAGAAUAUGUAGGAGUCUAGCCUUUUUCGUACCUGACCCAGUUUUCCACUUUUUUUUCUAUAAAGCAUGUAACUUGACAAUAAAAACCGUUGACUUGAA
Arvicanthis niloticus (Nile rat) is the source of this 387-nucleotide messenger RNA. The record is from RefSeq and is a predicted model, not a curated record. Lineage: Eukaryota; Metazoa; Chordata; Mammalia; Rodentia; Muridae.